Daphnia carinata is the source of this 2613-nucleotide messenger RNA. It is a transcript of the gene Lztr1, whose product is annotated as leucine-zipper-like transcriptional regulator 1. Bases 154 to 2487 code for a protein of 777 amino acids. Lineage: Eukaryota; Metazoa; Arthropoda; Branchiopoda; Diplostraca; Daphniidae. Gene Ontology annotation, cellular component: Golgi apparatus. The transcript has 20 exons. The record is from RefSeq and is a predicted model, not a curated record. Gene Ontology annotation, molecular function: protein binding.
AGUCUUGACAAGUUGCUGUCUGAACUGUCUAACCCAACUUUAUAAAUACGAAAGUAAUAAAAGAAUAAGAAGUAUACUUUUUCAAUGGCUUAACGUUUGCGCAUUUUGAGUACUCGUCGAACUGGAUUGAACCAAAGUGCAUAAGGCUUCAAAAUGUCAGACAGCUUUUCAAAGAUUGACUUUGAUCAUAAUUGGCUGCCUGAAUCAGCAGUUUCCCUUACUCUUGAUUUGGGCCCUUUUGAAACAGUUCAUAAAUGGAAACGCAUGCCAGAUUGUGAUGAAUUUGUUGGUUUCAAAAGGAGCAAGCACACUAUAGUAGCACACCAGGAAGCUAUUUAUGUUUUUGGAGGCGAUAAUGGAAAAAACAUGCUUAAUGAUUUGCUAAGAUUUGAUGUCAAAGAACAAUCAUGGGGAAGAGCAUUUUCCACCGGGCAGCCCCCUGCACCGCGAUAUCACCAUUCAGCUGUGGUGCAUGAGUCAUCAAUGUUUGUAUUUGGUGGUUAUACUGGGGAUAUUCAUUCCAACUCAAAUCUUACAAACAGAAAUGAUUUGUUUGAGUAUCGCUUUCCCACAGGGCAGUGGGUUGAGUGGAAGUUUGUAGGAAAGACGCCAGUGCCUCGCUCUGCGCACGGUGCAGCCGUACAUGGAGGCAAACUUUGGAUAUUUGCAGGCUAUGAUGGGAAUGCUAGAUUAAAUGAUAUGUGGACAAUUUCGUUACUGCCGGGAGAACCGCGAACAUGGGAAGAAAUUGUCCAGAUUGGAGAAUGUCCACCGACUUGUUGUAACUUUCCUGUUGCUGUGGCACGCGAUUCUAUGUUCGUUUUCAGCGGCCAAAGUGGAGCCAAAAUUACAAAUAAUCUCUUUCAGUUUCAUUUUAAGAGCAAAUGCUGGACACGUAUCACGACGGACCACAUCUUGCGAUGUGCACCUCCACCUCCAACACGCCGCUAUGGGCAUACUAUGGUUGCUUAUGACCGUCAUUUGUAUGUUUUUGGUGGAGCAGCUGACAGUACUCUGCCGAACGAUCUGCACUGCUUUGACUUGUGUACACAAACUUGGUCAGUAAUUACGCCAUCUGCAGAUUCGCACCAAAUUCCUUCGGGUAGACUGUUUCACGCUGCUACUGUAGUUGGCGACGGAAUGUAUGUUUUUGGCGGAACAGUUGACAAUAACGUUCGCAGUGGAGAAAUGGUUCGCUUUCAAUUUUCAAGCUAUCCAAAAUGCACUCUUCACGAAGAUUUUGGAAAGUUACUCGAAACUCGCCAAUUCUGCGAUAUCGAAUUUGUUGUGGGACCGGAUGAAAAUACUGUUCGCGUACCUGCCCACGUAGCUCUUGUUGCCGCUCGGUCGCAAUGGCUCAGGACUCGAAUUCGUCAAGCAAAAGAAUCUCGUGAUAAACAUUUGGAGAAGGUUUUUGGUUCCUCCUUCGUUCCGUUCAAAGAUUUGCCGCUUCUGGAAGUGCGAUUAAGAGAAGCUGUUCCGGAGGCAUUUGAAAUGGUACUUAACUUCAUAUAUACAGAUUCUAUUGACCCUACGUUGAAAACGGGAAAAGAAUCAGCAACUAGUAAUCGCGUUGUUUUGCUCAUAAUGGACGUUUACCGACUGGCUGUUCAGUUCCAUAUGCGUCGAUUGGAGCAAUUGAGUGUACAAUAUCUAGAAUCUAUUAUCAACCAUCGGAACGUGUUGGCAGCGUUAGCAAAUGCCACCACCUUGCGAUUAUACUUUAUCAAAGAAUUUUGUCUACGCUUCGUUGUCAAAGAAUCAAAUUAUAACGCCAUCGUCAUGAGCAAUGAAUUCGAGACCUUAGAUCAACCUUUAAUGGUAGAAAUCAUACGGCGAAGACAAGUGCCGCAUGUACGUGCGCCCGUUGAGCCACAGUUUGAUAAUACAGGCACAAAUCUCGAACAAGACAUGGAAUCAUUUGUACGUUCAAUAGGAAAAGAAUUUUGUGAUGUUACACUGGUGCUAGAAGGAACAUCCAUUCCGGCGCAUAAAGCCAUUCUCGCAGCACGAUGUUCUUAUUUUGAAGCAAUGUUUCGUUCCUUUAUGCCCGAAGAUUCUACGGUGAACAUUGCCAUUGGGGAGAUGAUUCCUUCCAGACAGUCAUUCGAUUCCCUUAUACGCUACAUUUAUCACGGAGAUGUAAACAUGCCCCCAGAAGAUUCCUUGUACCUAUUCAGUGCCCCAUUUUUCUACGGUUUUACCAACAACAGGAUGCAGGCUUUCUGUAAACAAAACUUAGAGAUGAAUGUCACCUUUGAAAACGUAAUCCAAAUUCUUGAAGCUGCAGACCGUAUCCAGGCAAUUGAUAUGAAGAAAUAUGCUUUGAACCUCAUCGUUCACCACUUUCCAAAGGUGGCGAGAAUGCCUCGAAUACGCAGUUUAAGUCGAGAGCUUUUGCUCGAUGUAUUAGAAGCUUUAGCUGACGAUAUGAGUGACUCAAAACUUCAAGAUCUAUCAUGCACCAGUCUGAACAGUGAUGCAUAAAAGACAAAUUUUUAAUUUCCCACGGAUAAUUUGUAAAUAGUCGGUGUUAAUGUUUCAUCCUAAUUGAUCACUUACCUGUCUUACGCUUACACGAAAGUACUGUAAUAUAAUCACGCAAAAUUCGAA